Messenger RNA from Diatraea saccharalis (sugarcane borer), 2473 nucleotides. NCBI's taxonomy places the organism in Eukaryota, Metazoa, Arthropoda, Insecta, Lepidoptera, Crambidae. The record is from the annotation of a GenBank genome assembly.
UGAAGGCCGCUCUAUACACUUAUUCAAAUGUUUUAUGUUUAUUAAAGGCUUGUAUGCUCUUACAGAUGUAGAACAAAACGGUUUAGAAGAAGGAUUUCUAGAGACUCAUCUAAAAGAACUCCCAAAUGGUUUUAUAGUUAAUUCCAACGUUUAUAUUACAAAAAAUCAUUGGCACACUAUUAUAUUUGAUGAUGUUAUGUCUCAUUGCUUUGUGUGCGACGUACAUUUUACUGUACGAGCUGUAGAAAGUCAUAUUAAUAGUGUACAACAUAAAGGCACACUAAAUAAUUGUAAGCCGCUUGCAAAAUAUGAAUUAAGCAUCACUAGAAAGACAAGAGGGUUAUAUCACUGUGGUGUUUGCAACAAAAUUUUCGAGCCAAACGCUGAGACUGAACAUUUCGAUUCGAAAUUGCACGAAGACAACUAUUUGUCCGCUUCAAGCAAAGUCUCCGAUUACAUUGAUCGAUCGACUGAAAAUGUAAAGGUCCAUGAUGAUGCCAAUAAAGAAAGUUAUGUCGGCAAUAAUGAUUGUACAGACGAUGAAGACUACGACAACGAAUGGGUCAAAGCGGUGGCUGAUAACCCUGGCGCUUCCUACGCUAAUAUGCUUAGGAAAACAAAUAACACUCCAAAGUUUUAUGAUAUCAAUUUGGUUGACAAAAAAGUACGUGUCACUUAUGAUUGUUGGCAUAUGAUAAUAAAUCCGAAAAGUAAUUGUUUCUACUGUAUGGCGUGUAAACAGUACUAUGGUAUUACUAUUAAAUAUCAACACUGCGACAGUGAGGAGCAUUUGAAGAAUUUGCAGAGAUGUCCAAUUGUAGACUGUUAUGAGGAAUACUUCAUUAGGCAGGUCGGUGAUCUGUAUCACUGCGGGCAUUGCAAUAGUUUACAAAUACAGAGCUGUAUAGAACAGCAUUUAGAACAGAAACAUAAACGGAGAAAAUUGUCUGAAAACGCAAAUCUAAAUGCAAAUGACGAUAUACAUAGAGGCAAAGAAGUAGUAAAUGAUAAAAGUCCUAACAUUGACAAAGAUCCUCCUAAAUCUAUUGAAAAAGAACCCGUUAAAAAAGUUGAUAACGCUCCUCCGAUUAUAAGCAACAAUAAUGCCUAUAGUAAAGGCCUCUUACCAUCGAGCGGGCUAUUACAUUGUGCACUGUGCAAUCUAGUAUACCAUCCAAGUAUGAUCUAUGUUCAUAUUCAAACCCCAUAUCACAAACAACUAUUACAAAUAUCAUUAUCAGUCACUAAUCAAAAAAGUCCAAGCGUUAACGCUGUAAAUUCGUCUAUGAACUAUAAAAGUGAUAAUAAUAAAGUAAAACCUAAUGUUGAUGUACUUGAAACAAAACCAGAUUUUAAUAAUAAGAAAGAUAAUGCAGUAAAUUCAUUUAAGAAUUCUAUAAAUAAUAAUAUUGAAGCAAAACUCGAUGUUGGUGUGCUUAAAAGAAAACGAGAUUUUGAAAAUAAAGAAGAAGCAACAAUAAAGAAAGAAAUAGAACCUAAAGAAAAAGCUAGUUCAGCAAUAGCAAAUGAAGACAUUGAAAAUGAUGAUAUGAGAGCCGAAAACGCCAACAGUCCCAACGACACUCUAGAAUCUAUUAUAGAUUUGGAAGAAUUCGUUUUUAUUAAGCUUGAUAAUGUUUAUUUGAAGAUAACUAUUACAUCUUACAAUACUUUAGUACCUUUAGGUGAUGGUAAAAGACACUGUUUCGUUUGUUCGUCCAGAGUGGAAUACGAUGAAAUAAAAAAACACGUGGAAAGUCGCUAUCAUAUCGCCAAUAACGAUGAAUGCAAGUUUGUCAAUAUGUAUGAAGGUACCCCAUUGAGGCAGAUGUACUUAAUGUUUCACUGUGGCGUUUGCAAUGUUUUGAUGUUGCGUAGUAAUAUAAAAGAUCAUGUAACAUGGCCUAAGCAUAUAACAAAUAUGGAAGCGUCGAAACAAUCCAAGAAAAGUAGAAAGAACGAAGUGAGAAAUGGGACUCAAAUAUUUAUUGUUAAGACUGAAAAAGAAACUUUAUACCAAAACGCUAAGAAAGAAAGCGUUGGGAAAAUAUUAUUUUAUAUCAAUAUUGUUGAUAAGUGUAAUAUUAAGAAAUACAAAAUGAUUUCAAUUAAUGAUGAUAUACUCAAGUUACCAUUGGACAAUUGGAAUGGUGUGGUCAAAACGAAAGAAGAGAUAAAGUGUGUGCUAUGUCAGAAUAAGAUAGAGAAUGUUGAAGAUCAUCUGAAAGUGCAGGAACACGUGAUACGUGUUGAAAAUCCGUUCCUCAAGGAGCACUUGGGUGAUUUAUUAAGAGAGAUCAACCACGCCAACAUACAUUGCAUUAUUUGUAAUGUAGAAGUGGCCAAUAUAAGUCACGUCAUAUCAAAACACGUCGCCGGCAAGAGACACAGGAAAAACUAUCAAGUUAUAAAAGAAUUUAGCUCAAAAGCUAAUUCUUAUUCGGACUGUGAUGACUUAAUGUUACAACUGUGA